This is a messenger RNA of Temnothorax curvispinosus, 5909 nucleotides long. RefSeq names its product sterile alpha and TIR motif-containing protein 1 (gene Sarm). Gene Ontology annotation, cellular component: dendrite. The record is from RefSeq and is a predicted model, not a curated record. NCBI's taxonomy places the organism in Eukaryota, Metazoa, Arthropoda, Insecta, Hymenoptera, Formicidae. Gene Ontology annotation, biological process: signal transduction; negative regulation of MyD88-independent toll-like receptor signaling pathway; response to axon injury. Gene Ontology annotation, molecular function: NAD+ nucleosidase activity; signaling adaptor activity; protein binding.
GCUCGAUAAGAGUGAACGUCAAUAAUCGUGAGUGUCCGCGCGAGGACAUUGAGUGUGCGCUGUAAACUUUCUUCUCGGGUGUUUGAAUUCCGUACAGAGAGAAUUGAGAGUGUUCGCAGUGGAUGGUUUCAUGAAUGAGCGUCGACAAAGGAUUGAGCAUGCUACACAAGCAUGGAGGCAAGCCGCACGGCGUUGCGUAUAAAGGCAGAGGCAUUUUUCUAAAAUCCAUGUCGGAGUUCCCGGCGGAGGGAGGCGAAAACGGGGACAUGCAGACCGUCAUGGAGAAUUUCCAGAAGAAGAACAACCUGGUGACCGGCAGGACGCAUCACGUCACCCAUCAUCCGCAGGUCACCACUACGUCGUCGCAGAUGCUGACGACAAAUCAGAGCCAACACCAGAGUAGUAGCAGCACCAGUACCAGCACUAGCAGCAGCAGCACGAGCAGCCGGGUGGCCAAGUCCUCGCAGAGGAUUCUCACCUCGUCCUCGUCGAGUGAGAUGAAGGCGAGCUCCAUGAAGAGCGACCUGACGGAGCUCAAGCGCGGCAUCUCGGAGAUGAAGAACAUCUCGACCAACUUUUCACAACGGCUGCGCAGCAGCAUGGAGAACCUCGUGGACAGAGAUGGCAGUGGACCAGAAGAGACCGAUCUCACGGAGCCGUUGGUGACGUUUCCGGAUCCAGACACGCCGCCACCUGUCACCGAUGCUGUCACGUUGGCAGGCGGUUCUCCGUCCCAGUUGAGUUCCCUGAAUUCGCUGAACAAUCUUCAUCACAGCAUAAGUCCGCCGAUAAACAUACCGAACAUGGCAAACUUACCUACCGGUCAGGAAACUAUGAAGUUCGAACAGAAGAAAAUGACCAGCGCCUCGAAAACAAAGGUCGUCACAGAUGGAUUUAGCGCCGAGAAAGCAACGGCGAACAGUGCAGAGAUGAGGGCUCUGCAAGCUGGCGAUGUCUCGUACAAGGAGCAGAGCGCCGCAACGGCGGCGAGGGCGCGCGUCGAGCUGGACGGUGUCUCGGCGGAGAAGAGCGUCGCUGCUGCGAGGGAGCAGAGAAGCCUGAAGGCUGGCGAUCUCUCGCAUCAGGAGAGCAAUAACAUGGCAGCAUCCACUAUGAAGCUUCAGAGCGACUCUUUUACCUCCGAGAAGAAAGCGAUGGCGGCGCAACAGCAACGACAGACAGUCACCUCGACCGGCAUCUUCAACCACGAGAAGCACAUGGCCUCGAGCUCGCAGUCGAGCAUCACGAUCGCGUCCAAGUCGGGUGUGAGCGCGUCCAAAUCGAUGAUUAGCGCGGCGAGCGCGGUUAAUCAGUUUAUGAACGGCAUGCGACCGCCGACGGCCGAGGACGAGCUGCUGGCCUUACCGUUGGACGACCUGGACCUGCUGUGCUCCAAGUCGAAUCCGCAGGACGUGGACUGCGCGAUCGCCAAGUACAGCGGCCUGCUCGACAGCUUCGUAGAGCGGCUGAAGGUAGGCGCUGACACUUGCAAGAGCAACAGCGGCAGUAAAGCGCCGCAGCUGUUGAAUAGGGUGAACGAGAUCAUCCGAAAGGCUUGGGCGGUGCCUACGCACGGCCACGAGCUGGGCUACACCCUGUGCAACACCCUGAGGACGCGCGGCGGUCUCGAUCUGCUCAUGUCCAACUGCGUGGCGAACGAUCACGAGCUGCAGUUCUCGUCGGCCAGAUUGCUGGAGCAAUGCCUGACCACGGAGAAUCGCGCCCACGUGGUGGAGAACGGCCUGGAGAAGGUGGUGAAUGUAGCGUGCGUGUGCACGAAGAACGCCAAUUCGGUGGAUCACUCGCGCGUCGGCACCGGGAUACUCGAGCACCUGUUCAAGCACAGCGAGGGCACCUGCAGCGACGUGAUCAGGCUGGGCGGUCUGGACGCGGUCCUGUUUGAGUGCCGGAAGAACGACGUGGAGACUCUGCGCCAUUGUGCGGGCGCGCUGGCGAACUUGUCGUUGUACGGAGGUGCCGAGAACCAGGAGGCGAUGAUCAAGCGCAAGGUACCGAUGUGGCUGUUCCCACUCGCCUUUCACAACGACGACAACAUCAAGUAUUACGCCUGCCUGGCGAUCGCCGUGCUAGUCGCUAACAAGGAGAUCGAGGCGGCCGUCCUCAAAUCCGGCACCCUCGACCUCGUCGAGCCCUUCAUUACGUCGCACAACCCCUACGAGUUCGCCAAGUCAAACCUGGCGCACGCACACGGUCAGAGCAAGAACUGGCUGGAGAGGCUCGUGCCGGUUCUGAGCUCGAAGCGAGAGGAGGCGCGCAAUCUCGCGGCUUUUCACUUCUGCAUGGAGGCGGGCAUCAAGAAGCAACAGGGCAACACCGAUAUCUUUCGGACAAUCGGCGCGAUUGAGCCGUUGAAAAAAGUAGCGAGCUGUCCGAACGCGAUCGCGUCCAAGUACGCGGCACAAGCUUUGAGAUUGAUCGGCGAGGAAAUUCCGCAUAAACUCAGCCAACAAGUGCCCUUAUGGUCGACCGAGGACGUACGAGAAUGGGUGAAGCAGAUCGGCUUCGCCGACGUAGCCCCGAACUUUGUGGAGAGUCGAGUGGACGGCGACCUGCUGCUGCAGCUGACGGAAGAGAAUUUACGCGAGGAUAUCGGCCUGACUAACGGUAUCAUGCGCCGCAGAUUUGCCCGCGAGCUGCAGAAUCUGAAGAAGAUGGCCGACUACAGCAGCCGCGACACCGGCAACCUGAACAGCUUCCUGCAAUCGAUCGGCCAGGAGUUCUCCAUCUACACGUACAGCAUGCUGAACGCCGGCGUGGACAAGGACUCGAUACGCAAUCUCUCGGAGGAUCAGUUGCUGACCGAGUGCGGCAUCGCCAACAGUAUCCAUCGGCUCAGGAUACUCGACGCCAUCAAGAACAUGCAGCACAAUCAGUUCAGCUCGUGCGAGUACGAGUCGCCCGACAAGUCCCUCGACGUCUUCGUCAGUUAUCGCCGAUCGAACGGCUCGCAAUUGGCGAGUCUGUUGAAGGUGCAUCUGCAGCUGCGCGGCUUCUCGGUGUUCAUCGACGUCGAGAGGCUCGAGGCCGGCAAGUUCGACAACAACCUGCUGCAGAGCAUCAGGCAGGCGAAACACUUCCUCCUCGUGCUCACGCCCCAGGCUUUGGAGAGGUGUAUACAAGAUAGCGAGUGCAAGGACUGGGUACACAGGGAGAUCGUUGCCGCACUGCAAUCACAAUGCAACAUAAUUCCAAUCAUCGACAACUUUCAAUGGCCGGAACCUGAGGAGCUUCCUGAAGACAUGCGCACGGUCUGCCACUUCAACGGUGUCCGCUGGAUUCACGACUAUCAAGACGCUUGCGUAGACAAAUUAGAAAGGUUUAUGCGAGGCGAGAUACCUGUGAGAGCUGAUCUGUCUGGCGGAAUUCCGCGCAGCAUGGCUCCCAAGGACGUGACCCAGCCGAAUACACCGAGUAACACAAACAUACGACAGCCGCCCAACUAUCAGCGAAUGCACAGCAACGAAAGCAGGGGCAGCGACAAGGAUUCCACGGCCAAGAUUGCGAAUCGCUCUUUGACAAUCACGACUAGGCUUAGAAAGUCGUCAAGUCCAUCCCGUUGGUUGAUGGGCCUGCCGCCCACGUCGCCGCGCUUCAAGUUCAUGUACCCGCAUCCGGUGAGUGCCAGCAGCAACCUGGCGGUGCCUCGCAGGCCGCCGCGGCAACCACCUUCGCCGUCGACACGAUCCCGCUCGCUAGAGCUGCUGGACCAACAGGACCAGGAGCGAAAGUCGGUAUCUUCUGCGGUCGUCCAACGACCACCGCUUCCCAGGCCGAGAUCGCGCAGUCUGGACGGUUUUCUGGAUGAAGAUGCGAAGAACGGUGAAGAGCAGGACAAAGUGCAGCGCGAUAAGAGUCGAGAAUGUCCUCCAACGAGUUCGGAAGAUGAGGAAGUCGUCUCUGCUUCAGAAGAGAGCCAAAAGAAGCCUGAUACCGAGACUGUUGAAUCCAAGGACGAACCCAGGCCGGUUCUCAGAACGAAACCAAAAGUGCCCGACAUUAUCGAGUCGAAGUCCGAAACGGAGAGCAUACAAAUGUCCUUGGGUAAGGAUGAGAGUAAUAAAGAGGCCCUCCCGCCGACGCGUCCUCCGAAGCCGAGUCGACGUUCCAGCUCGGAAGGACAGUCUUCGACAUGCUCCAGCAGACAGUGCGCGGACCAGGAACACCCGGUGGAAGAGCAGAGGAUCAGGAAGGUAGCGCAGGAGAGAUUGACAACUCGGGGCGGCGACGAGAACGACGACUACGACGACGGCAAAUCGACGGUGCUGUUGAAGGCAUCAAGAAGUUGUGGUGCGGGAUUGGACUCCGACGGGAGCGUCUCGUCAAGCGAAUACGGCGGACGCAGAGCCCGCGCGAAGGGACCGGGUUCAUUGUCGUCGCUGCCGACGGGCGCGGAGCCUAAGCGCAAGCGGAACUUCAUGGACAAGUGCGUGAACAAAGUGCGGUCGUUCAUGAAAAAGUGAAGCAACGCGAGACUUCUUGUUAUUUAAUUUCUGCAAACUGGUCAAAGUGAAGCGCGCGAAACCCAAUCAGUUCAAGUCUAAAAGAUGUCGCGGAAGAUAACUGGAUAAUUAGGAAAUAUUUUAUAUGAUCACUAAAGAAAUUUUAUGUCGAAAAAGCGUUUAAAAGUUUUCAGAAGGAUCUGAAAAAUUCGCCUCGACGGUUUUGGGAUUUCUCAAAAUAUUUGUCUAGACGCCCGAAAGUGAGAUUAGAAAACAUUUUAUGAAAAUCUUGAUGUAUUAUCGAAUAAAUUAUAGUUUUAAAAAUUAAAUGGAGCAUUUAAAAGAAAUUCGGCUGAAGAAAUUAGAUUAGACAUUUGGAUGUUGACUUUUAUAUGUUGUUUAAUGAAUUUUUCCGGCCGUAGCUUACAAAAAUUAUAAUCCGAAUUUCGCGAUCCGCUUCGUGUACACUGUACAAUGACAGGCAGCAUGAAAGUAUAUAUAGCGAAAUGUUGUGCCUAAAGAUGCGACAAGUGUCUUCAUAGAUGCCAGAGACUUGACUCGGAAUACGCGUAUUUACGCGAAUUAGCCUGCUUUUCCAGGUGCCUUUUUUGUAUUGUAUUUUCUCUCGUUGUAUUGUAUACAUUACAUAUGUAUAUUGUAUAUGUAGAAACGAACGAAUCGAGGAGUUUAAGGCGGCUAAGUCGUUAUUUGUAAUACUAUUUUUUCUAGGCAAUUCUUUUUUUUUUAGACCGCGUUUACAGCUAGACGCAUGUGGCUCGCAUAGGUCACGAAUUAUGGUUGUUCUUAUUGCAGCUAACACCGAAAAUACAUUUAUUACACAAUUGUAUGAGGUGUUCGAUAAUACGCAUAGUUCGGCGAUAUUUCUUUUUGAAUAUCAAGAUCACACAUCAAAGUUAAAAAAAAAAAAAAAUUAUUUUAUCCUCUAAUAUUUAAUCAAACGCAACAUUCUUUUUUGUAGCACCUAGAAUCUCAAAGUUAAAUAUCUUGAUAAUUAUACUUCAAGAUGAGAUUAAAAUGGAAUUCUUCUAAAAUUAGCCAAAGAAUAUUUUACACGAUUCUUGUCUUCUAAAAUCCUUACAAUUUUCGAUCGUGAUUCACAUGUUUUAUCGAGAAAGAGAAUUAUAUUGACUUUUAAUAAGAAAUACCGUUUUGCAAACAUGCUCGAAGUCGAACACCAGAUAUAUAACCGUGACUGUUUUCCAGGUCGCGCCGUAUUUUACUAUUUAACACUGUUUUUAUCGUACCAAUUGUCGAUAUACUCUCGCGCCGAGAGUUAAAACGGCAACGCUUCGAUAUUCGUAGCUUAAGAGAUCCGCCUGAUUAUCGCAAAACUGUAUAUUUUACCAAAGUUUCAUAAAGUUACGGAUUUUAUCGAAAUGUUUGAAAUGUUUAUCAGAAAUAAAUUUUAUUUAGCAAAACAAAGUCGCU